This is a messenger RNA of Arachis ipaensis, 4255 nucleotides long. NCBI's taxonomy places the organism in Eukaryota, Viridiplantae, Streptophyta, Magnoliopsida, Fabales, Fabaceae. The record is from RefSeq and is a predicted model, not a curated record.
AUGAAGNUUGUCUCUGUGACUGUUUAUUUGGGACCCAUGGUUGUCAAGUUUGCACUCUUAUUAUGGCUUGAUGGUAGUUUGUGAAACAUCAUUUCAUGACUCCUCUGCUUUGAGGGCAUUUGAAUUUGGAAAUACUUCAAUUGGCACCCUCUUCUCCAGACACCAGAAGGUUAUUGGAGUGGUGGAACUGGAUCUGUUUCUAGAUGGCUGUUGACAAUCGUGGACUAAAACUGUAAGUUUGGUUUAUUAGGAUUAUGAAUGAAUCUAUUAGUGAAUGAAUUGGAUCAUUUAACACCUUUCCAUGCCCCAAAAUGAGACACAUCUUGACCUUAUUCACAGAUGCCAUUUUGUCUUCUCACCUCAAAAGGCCUUUCUCUUCAAUCAUUUCUCUUCCCCAACUCGGUUCCACUGUGCACCCUCAUCCACCUGAUUUCCCCUCCCAGCUCCUCACAAUCCUUUCUCAUCCAAAUUGGCAAAACCACCCUUCACUCAACACACUUGUCCCUUCUCUCACACCUUCACAUGUCUCUUGGCUCUUCUCUCACAACCUCCCCCCCAAAACCGCAUUGGGUUUCUUCAAUUGGGUUUCAAACAAACAACCCGGUUUCAGGCACAAUGCAACUUCCUAUGCCUUGUUGCUCACCAUUUUAGUGCGUAAUGGCUCACUGCAUUUCGCUGAGAGUGUUCGCAUCUCAAUGAUUAAGUCCGCAAAAUCUGAAGAAGAUGUGAGGUUUGUGCUUGACUUCUUGAAAAAAUUGGAUUUGGGUGAUGGUGGUGGGAGGUUUACAUUCAAGCUCAAUGUUAAAUGUUAUAAUUUGAUUCUAAUGUCGUUGUCGAAAUUCGGGUUGAUUGAUGAGAUGAGGAUGUUGUACCUAAAGAUGUUGGAUGAUAUGGUUUUGCCAAAUAUUUAUACUUUCAAUACAAUGGUGAAUGGUUAUUGCAAGUUAGGAGAUUUGUCUGAGGCAAAUGUGUAUGUGAAUAAGAUUGUGGAGGCUGGUCUCUCUCUGGAUACGUUCACUUACACUUCUUUGAUCUUGGGCCACUGUAGGAACAAAGAUGUGGAUGGCGCUUACAAGGUGUUUGAGAUUAUGCCGCGUAAGGGUUGUCGAAGGAACGAGGUUUCGUACACGACUCUCAUACAGGGGCUUUGUGAAAUAGGGAGGAUUGGUGAGGCGUUGAAGUUGUUUGCGCAGAUGGGAGAGGAUAAUUGUUCUCCAACUGUUCGAACGUAUACCGUUUUGAUAUGUGCGUUGUGUGAUUUAGGUAGGAAAAUGGAUGCACUGAAACUGUUCGAAGAAAUGAGUGGAAGAGGUUGUGAACCUAAUGCUCAUACUUACACUGUGUUAAUUGAUUGCUACUGUAAGGAAAGUAAUGCUGAUGAUGCCUGGAAAAUACUUAAUCAGAUGUUGAAGAGAGGUUUAGUUCCUAGUGUGGUCACAUUCAAUGCAUUAAUUGAUGGGUACUGUAAAUUGGGAAGAACUGCAGAUGCGUUGCAAAUUUUGAACCUUAUGGAGUCAAAUAAUUGUAAUCCGAAUGCUCGUACAUACAAUGAAUUGAUCUGUGGGUUUUGUAAAGUAAAAGAAGUGCACCGGGCAAUGUGGUUGCUUAAUAAAAUGAUUGAGCGCAACUUAUCACCAACCAUUGUUACAUACAACUCAUUAAUCUAUGGUCAAUGUAAAGCGGGUCAUUUGGAUAGUGCUUAUAGGUUGCUUAACUUGAUAAAGGAAAAUGGCCUUGUUCCUGAUCAGUGGACUUACAGCAUUUUUAUAGAUACUCUCUGCAAACAAGGGAGAGUAGAAGAAGCUCAUAAAUUCUUUAAGUCCUUCAAGGAGAAAGAUCUUAAGGCAAAUGAAGUUAUGUAUACUGUUUUGAUUCAUGGGUAUUGCAAAGUUGGGAAGGUUGAUGAUGCUCAUUCUCUCUUCAAAAUAAUGCUUGCUGAGGAAUGUCUACCAAACACAAUCACUUUCAAUAUCUUGAUUGACAGCUUGUGCACAGAGAAAAAGGUGCAUGAGGCUUUACAGCUUAUGGAUGAAAUGAUAAAAUUGAAUUUAGAUCCCACAGUUGAAAUAUAUACAAAUAUCAUCUCUGAAAUGUUGAAAGAGGGUGACUUUGAUCAUGCUGAUAUGAUUCUUAACAAAAUGAUAUCCUCAGGAUGUAAGCCUGAUGUAUUUACUUAUACGACAUUCGUGCAUGCAUACUGCAGUCAAGGAAGGUUGGAAGAGGCAGAGAAUGUUGUAGCCAAGAUGAAGGAGGACGGAAUCCUUCCUGAUUCAUUGACUUACACAUUUUUAAUUGAUGGAUAUGGGUGCAUGCAAUUGAUUGAUUGCUCCUUUGGUGUUCUCAAGCGAAUGUUUGAUGCUGGCUGUGAGCCAUCUCAUUAUACAUAUGCAUUUCUCUUAAAGCAAUUGGCAAAGAAAAUGCAAACUAUAAAAGAUGGUUGUGCUGUUGAAGGUUCAUUUGUUCCUGGUGUUGUUCCAAAAGGUAUAGCAAGUGUUUGGAAUGUAAUUGAUCUCGAUAUCACAUCUCUACUGUUUGAAAAGAUGGUUGAACAUGGUUGCAAACCUAAUGUCAAUACCUACAGCAAGCUUAUUAUAGGACUCUGCAAGGUGGAUCGCUUGAAUGUGGCAUUUAGAUUAUUGAAUGACAUGCAAGAAGCUGGAAUAUCUCCUAGUGAGAUUGUUUACAAUGAACUUCUUAGCUGUUGCUGCAGGUUGGAAGUGUAUGACAAAGCAUUGAGCAUUUUAGAUGCCAUGGUUGAGAAUGGCUAUUUGGCACAUUUAGAAUCCUACAAGGUUCUUAUUUGCGGGCUAUGUGAUGAAGGGAGAAAAGACAAGGCUAAAUCACUAUUUCAUACUUUGCUUUGUAGUCAGUAUAAUCAUGAUGAAAUGGCUUGGAAAGUUCUGAUUGAUGGUUUACUUAAGAGGGGUUAUAAUGACGAAUACUCAAUGUUUCUGAGUCUCACACAGAAAAUGGGUUGUCAAUUUCAUCCUUCUACAUAUGCAAUGUUGAUCGAUGGACUUGAUGGUACAUAAGAUAGUGGAUAUUUUUAUUGUUUUUGAUUGAUCCUCAUCUACAAUGAAGAGAUUUCCAACUAUUUGUUUAUAAGCUAGCCAAGUUCAAAACAAAUAUCAAAUUCUUUCCAUUCUUCAAAUCAGAAUAUCACCAACACUAGAAGUCAUGUUUUUCAUGAAUAGAGUGGCAGGUUCUUGAAUGCACAGACCAUAGUUAUUUUGACAGCUAGCUGUAUUUGUGGCACUAUCAAAAGCGAUUUGAAGAUCAGGAUGAAAUGAAGGGGCACAUUUAAUUGAGAUUUGAGCAGAGUAUCAGUGGCAUGACUAGUGAUCAGAUGCUUUUCUAAACACCACAAUGUUGCUGAUUUACUUUAGCAGACAUCAACCGCUGUACUCCUAGCUCACUUUCUGAAUUUAAUUUGUUUUGAGGAAAUGUUGCGAUUUUUAAUCUACAAUAGUUACCCUUUAUCCAAUGCUGUGAAGCAGUGACGUAAAGUCUGUUAUGGUUAUUUCUGAUAGCAAAAGUUAUGGUCACAUUUUAUGAAUGUGUUGGCCCAAAUAUUACUUUUUUAUGCUGUAUGUUGAAUUUAUCUAUUUUCUUCUUCUUUCAGUGUCAUAGUUAACAAUGCAGUUAAAAUUUUGAAAGCAUCAAGAGUAGCUGAAGCUACCGGGCUAUGGCAACAAGGUUUGGACCAUGGGUUUUGCCUUUUUGGCUGGUGCCGCUACAGUUGCACACAUCCACAAUCUAACCACCACAGAUGAGUUAACUCUGCCAGUGCCAGUGAUAGAACAGAAGUUGAAGGAAGCCAAGAAGCAAUGUGCAAAAUACGUACUUGAAAGUUUUUUUUUUUUACCCCGAAGAGAGCCAGUUUUCUGAAGCAUGCGAAUCACACCUCACAGGUUUGCAGCCUUUUUUUGCGUUGGAGAAAAGACUUCUCAGCUCAAGGAACACCAAGGUGUACUAAAAGAAUGUCAUUUAUAAAUUAUACUUGAUUGCAGCAGGCACCCUUGAUGCUUGAAGUUGAAAUGUCAUUUAAUAAAUGGUCGUGGAGCACAUCUAACUUGGCGCUCUAAGACUACACAAGAAUUUCUCUCUUCGGGGACGGAGGGAGUUUUUUUUGUCAGGAAAUCUUGGAAAACAGCAAGUUUCCUUCCCUCGUUGUAAUAAUUUCGAUUGAUUCUGUAAAUUUCGAUUAUUAUUAAGAUGCUAUAUUAUUGAUUCCAGUAACGGACCAUUUGUUGCU